AUGUCGACUUCAAGGAGGAGCAAGGGUCGCCAGAAGAUUGAGAUGAAGAAGAUGAGCAAUGAGAGCAACCUGCAGGUAACUUUCUCGAAGCGUCGCACUGGGCUUUUCAAGAAAGCUAGUGAGCUAUGUACUCUUUGUGGUACUGAGGUUGCUCUCAUCGUCUUCUCCCCCGGAGAUAAGGUCUUCUCCUUCGGCCAUCCCAGCGUCGACACCGUGGUGGAUCGCUACCUCACGCGAGCCCCACCGCCACAGACCUCCGGCACCAUGCAACUCAUCGAGGCUCACCGCAACGCCAACGUUCGCGACCUGAUCACCCAGUUCACUCAAGUCUCUGCCCAGCUAGACAACGAGAAGAAGCGCACUGAUGAAUUGAAUCAUAUGCGAAAGGCCACUCAAGGUCAGUGCUGGUGGGCGGCCCCAAUAGAGGAGAUGACGAGGUCACAGCUUGAGGAGUUCAAGGCGGCGUUGGAGGAGCUAAAGAGGAGUGUGACGAGACAGGCUGAUAGGAUGGUGCUGAUCCAGAGUGCAAGUAAUAACUCAUCGAAUCAGUUUUGGUCGGAGGUUCAUCUUCGAAUGCGGUGGCUCCGCCGCCUCCACUGCCACAUCAGUUGUUUCAGCCACCGCCAGCGGUGGUUCAAAAUCCUCCUGGGUUUGAUGGCAGUAUGGUGCCACCACACCAUGGAUUUGGAGCACCAGGGUUUUACUGAUCAAUGA
This is a messenger RNA of Neltuma alba, 714 nucleotides long. RefSeq names its product agamous-like MADS-box protein AGL62. Gene Ontology annotation, biological process: positive regulation of transcription by RNA polymerase II. Bases 1 to 714 code for a protein of 237 amino acids. The transcript has 2 exons. The record is from RefSeq and is a predicted model, not a curated record. Lineage: Eukaryota; Viridiplantae; Streptophyta; Magnoliopsida; Fabales; Fabaceae. Gene Ontology annotation, molecular function: RNA polymerase II cis-regulatory region sequence-specific DNA binding; protein dimerization activity; DNA-binding transcription factor activity, RNA polymerase II-specific.